AUGGAGACCAUCGUUUCCGCGGUCACGAGUGACCUCCUGAGCAGAGCCCUGUCUGUGGUGAUCCAGAGGUCCAAGCGGCCCAAGGCAGAAGAAGCUGAGCACAAGCUCCAGCGGCUGCAGCGCGUGCUGCUCCGGGCCGACGCCAUGGUGAAGGAGGCCGAGGGGCGGCACAUCGGCAACCAGGCGAUGCUUCGGCAGCUCGAGAUGCUCAGGCAAGCCAUGUACAGGGGCCACUACAUGCUCGACACCGUCAAGUGCAGAGGUCAAGAAGGCGAUGGCGAGGUGAGCAGUGGCCUCCCUGUUACCUUGCCUAGAUUCAGUUCAGCCAGGCAUCGUCUCCCCUCCUUCCCCAUCACCAGCAGCAAGAAGAACAUGCAGAACACCAUGCCCAACACUGAAAGCCUGAACAAGCUGGAGAAGAUGCUGAAUGGCCUCGAGACACUGAUGGGCGACAUGGUGGAGUUCACCGUGUUCUUGGAGGGAUACCCUCGCAUCCCCCGGCAGCCGUACAGCACAUACUUGAUCCUUGACAAGGUGAUGUUCGGCAGGCAGAUGGAGAAGGAGACGAUCAUCAACUUCUUGCUUCGGACAGGAGUCGCCGCCUGUGACGAGAGCCCCAAAGUUCUUCCAAUCGUGGGCGCGGCGUGGGUCGGGAAGACCACGCUGAUCGAGCAUCUUUGCCUUGAUGAGAGGGUGCGCGAGCACUUCUCGUCAAUUGUCUUCUUCACCGAAGACGACCUCGGUGCCCAAGGCAUGGCUUCUCCUCUACCACCGAACAUCGGUGUGAUCAAGCAUCAAGAUCUUACUGCUACCUCAUACGGGAGGUCACUUUCUGUCAUCGAGCUAGCUGGGGACAUGGAUGAGGAGACAUGGAGCAGGCUGUACUCCUCGGCGGCAAGCAGCAUGGCGCAUGGGAGCAAGAUCAUUGUCGCAAGCAGAUCAGAGAAGAUAUCUGGUCUCGGAACGACGCAGGAGGCUCUCAGGCUAAGGCAUCUGCCUCGAGACGCGUACUGGUACUUCUUCAGAACACUCGUGUUCGGGAGCGCGAACCAUGAGGAUCAGCCAAAGCUUGCAUCCCUAGCCAUGGAGAUCGCGGCGCUGACCAACGGUACCUUCUUGGGAGCAAACAUAAUGGCAAGCAUGAUGAGAGCCAACCUGAAUGCUCGCUUCUGGAGCAGGCUGCUUCAGUGCCUGAGAGAUUACACGAGCAGGCACCUACUGAUGUUUGGUGAGCAUCCUGCAGAUCUGAUUCAGAAAGGCCGGUCUGUGUACGCAUGCAGGAUGACCCAGCAGAGCCAGAUUUCCAUUUUGGUCGACAACAUUUAUCAGAAGGGACCUUAUCAGAAAUGCUCUACCCAGAAUGAUGUCUCCAAGCUAACAGCACAGGAUAUUAUAACAGGAUGUGUUACGCAUGAGGGGAAGUUCACUGCACUGACAUGGAGGUCUACAAUACCUCCCUACUACACCUACUUCGUCAACUGUGAAUCACAGAAGGCUGGAUGCUCAACAAUCGGCAAGAAACGCCCUCGGCAGGCGAGAUUUUAA
Messenger RNA from Panicum virgatum (switchgrass), 1545 nucleotides. RefSeq names its product disease resistance protein RGA2-like. Bases 1 to 1545 code for a protein of 514 amino acids. Gene Ontology annotation, molecular function: ADP binding. The record is from RefSeq and is a predicted model, not a curated record. NCBI's taxonomy places the organism in Eukaryota, Viridiplantae, Streptophyta, Magnoliopsida, Poales, Poaceae. The transcript has a single exon.